AGCAUCUUAUUUCUGCCCACACUUGCCAGUAAGAGAGGAGAGGAUGUUUGGAGUUCAUCUUCUCUAGAGUCAGCUAAUGCAUUGUGUUGUGCCUGCAACCACGCAGUGGUGACAUCAUUACUUCUGCGCUGUAUUGUGUGAAACUCUCUGGAAGGGAGACUAGGAAUCUGGAACAGGAUUUUCUUCACUGUGGCAGAGAUGGAUCGUGAAGGUUUGCAUGGACUGCCUAUUAUAAACAAUUACCUGGAUGGGACCCAAAGAGGGGCUGUGGACUCUGUGAGUGGCAUGCACUUCAGGGGCAGCAAGAGAAAGGUUGACUAUGUUUUAGCCUACCACUACCGAAAACGCCUUGCCCAGCACCAGCAAGGGACCAGCUCACCAGUUUUUUCAAAUGGAGAGACCAGGAAGGGUCACCUUGAGCUGCAGCCAGACAGUGGCCAGCACAUCCCGCAGGAGCCGCUGGGGGCUCAGGUGAUUGAGCUGGGCCCACUGGAUGCACUGGAGGAAGAGAAGCAGCUGCAGAGGGAGGAGUAUGAACGCAACCUGGUGGCAGCAGGGCUAGAGAUUGAGAAAGAUGCUGAGAAUAAGAGCCAAGGAUUGAGCUUUGUCCGUAUCCAUGCACCUUGGCAAGUACUUAGCCGAGAAGCAGAGCUCCAUAAAAUAAAAAUGCCUACUAAAAAGAUGUAUGAAAUCAAAGAAGAAGGAGGAAUUCUCAAAAAGUUAAAUGAAAUAUGGUGCAAAUUGACUGAACCUCUGCAACCCAGGUCCACAAGAAAAUACCAAGAUGAAAAGCCUGUCUUAACCCCAUUUUCCAGAGAGAAAAUGUAUUUGUAUAACAUUAGAGACAAAGACACAUUUUUUGACAAUGCUACCCGCAGCCGAAUAGUACGCGAAAUUUUGAAGCGCACAUCUACAAAGGCCAGAAACAGCAUGGGUAUUAGCACAUUAAUAGCAAACAAUGUUUAUGAUGCAGCAUACCCACUUCAUGAUGGUGAAUAUGAAGGCCAAAAGGAUGACAUGAAUGAAAGACAGUUGCUGUAUCAAGAAUGGGCAAGAUAUGGAGUAUUUUACAAGUUUCAGCCUAUUGACCUCAUAAGGAAGUAUUUUGGAGAACAGAUAGGACUUUAUUUUGCAUGGCUGGGCUUAUACACAGAAUUCCUCAUUCCGUCUUCAGUAGUUGGGAUUUUUGUAUUUCUUUACGGAUGUAUAACCAUAGAGAGUGACAUUCCUAGUAAAGAAAUGUGUGACCAACGUAAUGCCUUCACCAUGUGCCCUCUGUGUGACAAGUUCUGUGAUUACUGGAAUCUCAGCUCUGCAUGUGCUACAGCUCGAGCUAGCCACUUAUUUGACAACCCUGCCACAGUCUUCUUCUCCAUCUUCAUGGCUCUCUGGGCUACUAUGUUCCUUGAACAGUGGAAGCGUUUACAGAUGAGACUGAGUUACUUCUGGGAUCUAACUGGACUGGAGGAAGAAGAGGAGCAUCCCAGACCAGAGUAUGAAACCAAAUUGCUACAGAAAAGGCUGAAAAAUAAAAGCUCGACAACGGAAGAUCCAAAUGAAAGUAGAACUACAGAUUGUAAUGAGGAGGAUGAAAAGGACAAGUUGACUUGGAAUGACCGUAUACCUGGAUAUGCAACAAACUGUGGACUGAUUUUAUUCAUGAUUAUGCUGACAUUUUCAGCAGUGUUUGGUGUGAUCGUAUACCGAAUUACUACAGCAGCAGCUUUGUCAUUCAGCACAAAUGAGACAACCAGGUCAAAUGUUCGAGUGACAGUGACCGCAACUGCUGUCAUCAUUAACCUCAUUGUGAUACUUAUACUUGAUGAAAUUUAUGGAGCUGUUGCCAAAUGGCUGACAGAAAUUGAGGUACCAAAAACAGAGAAAGCCUUUGAGGAGAGACAUUUGAAGGCAUUCUUAUUGAAGUUUGUGAAUUCAUAUGCACCAAUUUUUUAUGUUGCCUUUUUUAAAGGAAGAUUUGGCGUCCGUCCUGGUCAUUAUGUAUAUGUGUUUGAUGGUUAUCGAAUGGAAGAGUGUGCACCAGGAGGCUGUUUGAUGGAACUCUGUAUUCAGCUGAGCAUCAUUAUGCUUGGAAAACAACUGAUUCAAAACAAUCUGUUUGAAAUUGGAAUCCCGAAAUUAAAGAAGCUCUUCAGGAAGCUGAAGGAUGGAAGAACUGAACCAAAGGAAAUGAACAUCAGUCAGUCAAAGGACCCUCAGCAAUGGGAUCUUGACUACAGCUUGGAACCUUUCACUGGAUUGACUCCAGAAUACAUGGAAAUGAUUAUCCAGUUUGGCUUUGUCACACUCUUUGUUGCCUCCUUCCCUCUGGCACCACUCUUUGCUCUUCUGAACAACAUCAUAGAAGUCCGACUUGAUGCAAAAAAGUUUGUUACUGAACUAAGGAGGCCAGACACAGUAAGAGCAAAAGAUAUAGGAAUUUGGUAUAACAUUUUGAGUGGUAUUGGAAAGCUUUCAGUUAUCAUUAAUGCUUUUGUAAUUGCUGUCACAUCUGAUUUCAUUCCACGCCUUAUGUAUCAAUAUGCAUACAGUCAAAAUGGAACCAUGCAUGGCUUCGUCAAUCACACACUCUCAUACUUCAAUGUCAGUCAUCUCAAGGCUGGAACACAGCCAGAAAACUCCCUAUUUGCACAGGAUGUUUUAUUCUGCAGGUUUAAAGAUUACAGAGAACCACCUUGGUCCCCAAAUCAGUAUGAGUUUUCUAAACAGUACUGGGCGGUCUUAUCUGCUCGCCUGGCUUUUGUUAUUCUGUUUCAGAACUUAGUGAUGUUCCUCAGUGUUCUGGUUGACUGGAUGAUACCUGACAUCCCCAAGGACAUCAGCGAACAGAAAAAGGAGAAAAGUGUGCUAGUUGACUUUUUCUUGAAGGAAGAACAUGAAAAACUGAAACUGAUUGAAAGCUUUAUCACACGUGACAAGCAUAAACACAGAAGUGGGACCAAAGACCAAAGAAGCCGAGCUGCCAGCUUCUGUCAGUUUAACCAAAGUCAGAAAGGCAGCGUUGCCUCCUUUAGCUCACAGCAUACAGAAGUGUGAAUCCAUAGGGAAGGAUAACAUGUUAUGCUUACCUCUGCAAUACUUAUUUACUGUGUGAUGUGAUUCCAACAUGAGCAAGGGAAGGAGAGACAGUCAAGGAAGAGACGUAACAAAAAAGAGGCUUCUUUUUCUUCCUUAAAAACUUCAUAUAUGUGUCUCUGUUACGUUUUGUAUGCCAUCCGGGCUACAUGAUUUUCAGAGUUUACUGGUACGGGGUAUGGGUUAUGUUGUAACUGGUCCUUGUGGUGAUGCCUGUGAGCUGGGUAGGCAAGCAGAAAUGCUCCUCACUUGUGCAGUCUCAGCAGAAAGAUCUCAGCAGAAGGACCCUGUGGGGCAUGGGGAAUAGAGUGGAAACUUCUGCCCUAAUAUCUGUCUUGGGUGGAUUUGAUCAACCCUAACAAAGUGCACACAACGCAUGGUCUUAUGGUUUGUAGCUGCCACCAUAUGGUUGAUAAACAUGUUGAGUCUCAGGGAGUCAUUAUGCCUUCCUAACGUAUACUGCUACUUGGUGCUGUGUUGGUAGAGCAUGAGGGUCUGCUGUUAAGGGGAUGGAGCUGUGAGAA
Messenger RNA from Cygnus olor (mute swan), 3617 nucleotides. It is a transcript of the gene ANO2, whose product is annotated as anoctamin 2. Gene Ontology annotation, cellular component: plasma membrane. Gene Ontology annotation, biological process: chloride transmembrane transport. Lineage: Eukaryota; Metazoa; Chordata; Aves; Anseriformes; Anatidae. The record is from RefSeq and is a predicted model, not a curated record. Gene Ontology annotation, molecular function: protein dimerization activity; chloride channel activity.